AUGUCCUCAUCGCCUCAGGGACUCAGACUGACUGGACUGACGCAUGCACUCAUUUACCACAGGAAUUUUGAACUGACGAAAAUCAAGCGGAAAGACGUUGUUUGGAACUGCCAGGGACACCCACCCUAUGGCAUUCCCUUCGACCUCGUGAGCCUCGUCAACCGUCAUGAGUACGAGGUCUACGCUCAGCCGAAGACCCCCGAAAUCUGUAUGUUCACACACCUGCGAGCUUGGGUGAGUUUCCUGGAGGAGGUACUUCUCCAACGGCCCUUGCUACCCGAAGAGUACAUCUUUCCACGUGUUGGUGCAAAUGGUGUCGUCUACCCUUCCGACGAGCUGUCCUACGAUGCUAUCAUGAAGACGCUGACCUGGAUUUGCGCCGAGGCUGGGCUGACAGCCAGGUAUCGGUUUAUGUUCGCACCCCUUGGAGAGCGCUGGUCACUAUCUACGAUACAUUGGUGGGGUGCAUGGGCUGAAGGUGAAAGCGUUGAUACGCUGAUACGGUACCUUCUGGACGAGCUCACCCGAUACGAGAAAAAUCACCGGGACGCGCUGUGCCCAAUUCCUCGGGAAGGCGACAAAAGCUUCAACGGUGACCACAUUUUGACAGCACCCAUCACCGCAGCGGAAACACGCGAACUCAAGAUGUCAUUCGAUCGCGAACUGAACCGCCUGUCUGGUAAAGUCGAGGAAGUCCUAGACAAACUAACUCUGUCUCCGGCCUCAUCCCCUUAUCCCUCACUCUUGCCGUCACCUUCACAACCUCCAAUCUCAGUCCAACCAACCGUGUGCCAUCAGGCCACCAAUCCACCCUCUUUGCUGAGCAGCACAGAAACUUCUUCGAUACCCAGCCCGGUUCCCGUAGACUCAGCUUCUUCUCCCUUUCCUCGCAUCAUCCCCGCGCUGCAGGUGCCUCCCUCUGACUGCCAUCAGCAUAGCCGCAGUGCAGCAAAAAAGAUGGCUCCCAUCCCCGGCGUCGGAAUCCCAGACCUCCCGCGUGGACAAGAGGCAUGGCUAGCUGCUGUAAAGCAGUGGGAGGAUCCUGCAGCAUCCAUUGGCGGCAAGGCACUGAAAGAUUGGCCGGAGGAGUGGUACACUGGCCCUAUGCGUACAAUCACUGGCGUGAAGCGGAACAUCCGCAAGGUGAUUGCUAUCGAGUUCUACCGGCUGCAGCGGGACCAUCAAGUUUUUCUGGAAGCAUACCCUGAGGCCACCCGCGGUGUCAAGCCACUUUUCGAUGCCAUCCAGCGCCAGCGUGAGGGACGCGGAGAAAUCACCGGUCGAGCAAGCAAGAACGGCCGCCCAGAAGUCCGAGCAUGCUCCUCCCGCUGA
Messenger RNA from Suillus plorans, 1332 nucleotides. RefSeq lists its product as uncharacterized. The coding region runs from base 1 to 1332 and encodes 443 amino acids. NCBI's taxonomy places the organism in Eukaryota, Fungi, Basidiomycota, Agaricomycetes, Boletales, Suillaceae. The record is from RefSeq and is a predicted model, not a curated record. The transcript has 5 exons.